Messenger RNA from Xyrauchen texanus (razorback sucker), 5074 nucleotides. Its product is annotated as semaphorin-3D. Gene Ontology annotation, molecular function: chemorepellent activity; semaphorin receptor binding. The transcript has 18 exons. NCBI's taxonomy places the organism in Eukaryota, Metazoa, Chordata, Actinopteri, Cypriniformes, Catostomidae. Gene Ontology annotation, biological process: positive regulation of cell migration; negative regulation of axon extension involved in axon guidance; axon guidance. The coding region runs from base 662 to 2938 and encodes 758 amino acids. The record is from RefSeq and is a predicted model, not a curated record.
AGUCCAAAUAGUUAAUGGAGCUACUGUGUACCUAUGUUUCAAACAGGAUAAAAUUAUCUUGUCUGGUUAUGCUAUGACCUAACUUGACUGAACGCGUUCCAGCGCCAACCAAAACUUGACGCAACGCAACGAAUGGAACGGCAGGUGUCUCGAGACGCAUUUUAACAGUGGAGUUCCUUUGACUUUACAAGGCGCAUAAAAAAGCAGCGAGACGCGGUGCAACUGUCAAAUGCACGUUUAGAAAAACAAUUAAAACUGCGCAGACGUAAAACGCGUUUAAUAUGAACGGCCGCCAUCGCACCAAUCAAGCUGCGACAAGUUAGUUUCAGUUCUUCGGAUGUUGUGCUGGCCUGUUGUUGGCAGAUAAACAACAACACUUACUAAGAUUGGACGGAUAUAACAGAUGUAAAGAGGGAUUUGGUUGAGAGUCAGCGUUAAAGCGGAGCAUCCUGGAGGAGGAGUGGCUCUCCAGCGCUCCAAAUCACACUGCGCGUUUUAUUAUAGUGAAUGACACGCGUCUCGUUGCGCAUCCUUUCGCGGUCAACAGGCAGCGCAUCAAAAAGUGGAAUAAUUCAUCUCAAAAACGAAGAAAAGAGAGGAAAUUCAUCUGGCACUACAAAGGUAAUGUGACAGAAGACACCCUGUAUUGACAGACCACAGGAUGCUGGAGAUGAAGAUUAUGGGAUUGUGGAGGACUGGGCAAUACUGUCCACUGCUGGUCAUUCUAUUCCAGUCACUGUUGCCUGUUAUAUGGUCCCGUAAUGCUGGAAACCAGAAUAUACCACGACUACAGCUCUCUCAUACAGACCUGCGGUCGAGGAACAGCUCUGCUGUGUUCUGGGAUGAUGGAGAGGGUGGAGCGUUCCAGACCUUACUGCUGGAUGAAGACCGUGGCUGGCUGCUGGUCGGAGGACGAGACCAUAUCUACAUGCUGAACUCUGAAAGCCUCACACAACCAGCACACAAGAUUCAUUGGCCAGCUGGACAGGAACACAUUGAACGCUGCAAAUAUGCAGGAAAGAAUAUUUCGAUGGACUGUGCCAAUUACGUGAGACUUCUUCAGCCUUUCAAUAAAACUCACGUGUAUGUGUGUGGAACUGGUGCGUUUCACCCGCAAUGCACCUACAUUGACCUGGGACACAAUCUUGAGAAACCCACAUUCCAGCUCUUAAGCCAUGCUGUGGAAUCCGGGAGAGGAAAAUGUCCUUUCAGUCCACAAGAAACUUUCACUGCCCGACUGACAGAUGGCGACCUGUAUGCCGGGACGUCAGUAGACUUCAUGGGAACUAAUGUUGCUAUUUUUCGCACAUCUGUGCACAGCAGCAAUCAACAUUAUAUCCGCACUGAAGCUUACCAGGACCACUGGCUCAAUGAGCCAGAGUUUGUAGGAUCAUAUUCCAUCCCUGACACGCACAGCUUGGAUGAUGAUAAGGUCUACUUCUUCUUUAAAGAGACCGCUGUGGAGUCCAACCAGCUCGACAAGCGAAUCUAUAGUCGAGUGGCCCGUGUCUGCAAGAAUGACAUUGGAGGGAAGAGAAGCUUGAUUAAUCGCUGGAGCACCUUUCUGAAGGCCAGACUGGUGUGUUCAGUACCAGGCCCUGGAGGCAUGGACACACACUUUGAUGAACUGCAGGACAUUUUUCUCUUGGAGACCAAAGAUCCACAAAAUCCAGUCAUAUACGGCAUCUUUUCCACUUCUAGCUCCAUCUUCAGAGGCUCGGCUGUGUGCGUUUACUCCAUGGCCUCCAUUCGAGCCGCCUUCAAUGGGCCCUUCGCGCAUAAGGAGGGGCCCGACUAUCGCUGGAUGGAGUACAAGGGGAGGAUUCCUUAUCCACGGCCAGGGACGUGUCCUAGCGAGACCUACGACCCUCUGCACAAGUCCACCCGUGAUUUCCCCGACGAGGUUGUUAGUUUCAUGCGGUCCCAUCAGCUGCUGUGGGAGCCAGUGGUGCCCAUCCACAGACACCCGGUCUUCACCCGCAUCAACACCCCCUACAUACUGAAGAAGCUGGUGGUUGACAGAGUUGAUGCAGAAGAUGGCCAGUAUGAUGUCUUGCACCUGGGCACAGAUGAUGGCAAGGUAUUGAAGGUGGUCUCUGUGCCUAAAGAGAACUGGGAAACAGAAGAAAUUGUUCUGGAGGAGCUGAAUGUCUUCAAGACUCAAACCCCAGUAUUAAGCAUGGAGCUGUCCACCAAAAGGCAAAUGUUGUUCGUAAGCAGCAAUGAGGGUGUCGUCCAGUUACCUGUACAGAGAUGUGAGCUGUACGGUAAAGCGUGUGUAGACUGCUGUCUAGCUCGAGACCCAUACUGCGCCUGGGACGGCUCCUCCUGUACUAACUACUUCCCCAGCAACAAAAGGCGCGCCCGGAGACAGGAUGUGAGGUAUGGAGACCCCUGGAGCCAGUGUCAGGACAUGAGAGAUGGUUUAGAGCAUGCUGAGCUGAAGACGGUAUACGGUGUGGAGGGGAACACAACCUACCUGGAAUGUGUUCCAAGCUCACCACAGGCAACGAUCAAGUGGAUUAUUCAGACAAAUAAAAGCCAGAGCAGCAAACAGUUGGUACCAGGUGAAGAAAACCUCAUCCACAUGCAACAUGGGCUCCUCCUUCAGCACUUAACAUCUGCUAAUGCUGCCCAGUACCUCUGUGUAUCCUACGAACACUCAUUCUCUCGCACAUUAGCCCGUUACAAACUAAAUGUCAUCCCACAGAACCACAUACCAAGUGUGCAGAACAUUCUUACUUCAGACUCCGGAGCUUCCAUAAAUUAUGCAGCCUCACCACGAAGCUACAAAGAACUCCAUCAUAUGGGAAUUAGCAGGCUAACGGUAGACAACUACUGUGAGCAGCUUUGGUACCGGGAAAAACGACGACAGCAAAAACUUCGUACACUAAAGUGGAAGCAAGUGUCCGAAAACGGGAAAGCAAGAGUUCGCUGACAAAAUCCACCUUACAAGCCUCUUGAUUGAGGUGCAGACUUUUGGAUGUUUAUUGCUAAAUGUCUAAGGCUACCUUUCAACUACAGUAGUUGCAGCUAGCAAAAGCUACUGUUAGCAAAACAACAAAGGGAUAAACACAAUAAGAACUCUGUUUUUCUUUAAAUCUCCAUUCAGUCUUCUCAAGUGUUUUAACAAAGUCUUAUUUGUGGCAUCAGAGAUCUUGUUAGCAUUAGCCUGUUUUAGCUCUUUAAUGUAUUAUAACCAUUUGCUCAGCCUCUAGCUGUGCAGCUGGAAUUAAUUUGUGUACUGUGGCAUUGGACCAUUAGCCUACAUUUUCUGAAAUAUUAUCAAUCUGUUGCUGUUGUUUAUUAGUGCUGCCUUCAAGUCCUCUUUAGUUCCUACUUAAGAGUUUGGAAGUUGUAAUUGUAAUGUGAAUUGCGUUUAAGUUAUUUCAGUCAUACUAAAUUGUUGGGCUAAUUCAUAAUUCUUUGUAUUGCUUUCAGGACUCUGAAAUGUUUGCUGUGAUUUUUCGCUUAAUCAACACAUUUAUCUUGAACUUCUGUUAUGACAACAGCAGGUGCCUCCAUGUUCAGAGGAAGUUUGCCUUGCCACUCACUUACACAACCCAGGAUGUACCCUUCAUAUGUUUCCUUCCUCUCCAAGAACAAUCUCUUCUCCUCUUUCCUGCGAACAUCUUUGAGUAUAUACACUACCGGUCAAAGGUUUUGAAACACUUGACUGAAAUGUUUCUCAUGAUCUUAAAUAUCUUUUGAUCUGAAGGCGUAUGCUUUAAUGUUUGAAAUUAGUUUUGUAGACAAAAAUAUAAUUGUGCCACCAUAUUCAUUUAUUUCAUUAUAAAACUAAAAUUUUAUAUAUAUAUAUAUAUAUAAAAAAAGGUUUUUGAAAUUGAUGGCUUGGACCUCAUAAUAAAUAAAAGCACCCAACAUAGAUGGGAACUACUUCAAUACUGUUUAAAAAGCAUCCCUAAUUCCCAUAAUUAUCCCAAACAUAAUUCCCAUAGUUCCAUUAAUGACUUUUCUAUUAUUUUAAAAUGUGAAACAAAAAAUUAUAAUAAAGAAUGAGUAAGUGUUUCAAAACUUUUGACCGGUAGUGUAUAUUGUUGCUUUUAUGACUCAUUUGCAUGAAAUACUCUAAAGAAAUGCAAAUGAAACCCAUCUGAAUACAGUUAGCAGCUUUAACUCUGUGGUGUGUACAGUAUGGCUUACAUAUUCUAUUCAUGUGUCCAUGCAUCUGGAAAAGAUACGUAGAAAAUAGCUCUCACAGAUCAUACAGCAGGCUUUGUAAGUUAUCUUCAUUGGCCAUGAAAAUGUUUCAACUGAACAGAAAGUUGUGUCAUUGCUUCAUGGUUAAAUCUUAAAUUAGUAAAUGGUUGGUUGAAAUUGCCAGUUAGAUUUACAAAAGUAGAUCGUUUUAUUCAGAAUGUUGUGGUGUAUUGAUUGUUUAACAGAUUUUAAAUUUUAUUUUAUUUUUCUCAAUAAAUCAGAAUCCAAAACCUGUCAAAAACAUUUGCAGGUUGUAUUUAACCCUAAAACUAAAAGAACAAAAACAACAAAGUAGAAAACUAUAUUUUGCAUAUAGAAAACAAGCCUACUUUAGAACUUUCCCCCCAAACAUUCUCACUACCGUAAUGCCAAAAAUAAUUAUAUUCUUUCAAUUAUAAUAUAUUUAUACAUCAAGGAUGUAUUUUUGUACUGCAUUUAGUUCAUGUUUAUUUUAAUGUAAAAAUCCUGCAUUACAAUAAAAAUACUAUACAACAUUAAUGAGAAACAAUCUCACAGCUCCAAAAAGCUUCUUUCACUUUAUAUGCAAAGUAGUAUUUAAAUUUAGUUUUUCUUUGUUAUUUUGGGGUGAAAUAUGACCUGAACAUGUUUUUUUUUUAAGUGUAUAUAUUCAAAAUAUAUUUUAAAAAUACACCUAGUGGAAGUACCAUUUUUUACUGCUUUUACUAAGUGCACAAGCAAAUCUUUAACCUGUGAAGGUAGGUUGACACAUUAAGUAUAUUUUAAUUUCUUUUAGAUUUAAUAAAUGUAUAUAUACGGUAUAUAUAUAUAUAUAUAUAUAUAUAUAUAUAUAUAUAUAUAUAUAUAUAUAUAUAUAUAUAUAUAUAUAUAUGAA